Messenger RNA from Brenthis ino (lesser marbled fritillary), 303 nucleotides. The record is from the annotation of a GenBank genome assembly. Lineage: Eukaryota; Metazoa; Arthropoda; Insecta; Lepidoptera; Nymphalidae.
AUGUGUUCAGCAAAUUUGCUAUUUCAAGAUAUAGUAGCACGUUGGCACGGCUUCAGCCAUGACAUCGUGAUAUUUGCAAAUUCAUCGGCUAAAUUUCAUUUUGGAAAUAUUGAAUUUGGCAAUGAAAUUGUUCUUGGUGAUAGUGGCUAUGAACAAAGCAGUUACCUAUUGACUCCUUUUCAAGAACCAAAUACACCAGCUCAGAGGUUGUAUAAUGAGUACGAUACGAACACGAAAUGUAAUAGAGAGAUGCUUUGGUGUGUGGAAACGACGCUUUCCAGUUUUAAGCAUUCGUUUAAGAUG